This is a messenger RNA of Lemur catta (Ring-tailed lemur), 8516 nucleotides long. It is a transcript of the gene NT5DC3, whose product is annotated as 5'-nucleotidase domain containing 3. The record is from RefSeq and is a predicted model, not a curated record. NCBI's taxonomy places the organism in Eukaryota, Metazoa, Chordata, Mammalia, Primates, Lemuridae. Gene Ontology annotation, molecular function: 5'-nucleotidase activity. The transcript is spliced from 13 exons. The coding region runs from base 2751 to 4028 and encodes 425 amino acids.
UAUGUUCCAGCCUGGGUGACAGAGUGAGACCCUGUCUUAAAAAAAAUAAAAAGUAAAAAAAAAAUUGGUACAUUGUCAUUAGCUAAAGUCCAUACUUAAGAUAUUUUUAGUUUUUACCUAAUGUCCCUUUCCUGCUCCAGGUUCCCAUCCAGGACACCACAUUACAUUCGCUUGUCGUGGCUCCUUAGGUGCCUCUUGGCUUUAACAGUUUCCCCGACUUUUCUUGUUUCUGAUGACCUUGACAGUUAUGAAGAGUAUCAGUCAGAUACUGUGUGCAUUUUCCUCAUGAGUAGACGGGGUUAUGGGUUUUGGGGAGGAAGACUGCAGAGAUGAGUGUGGUUUUCAUCCUGUCAUAGCAAGAGUCUGUGCUGUGCCCCAGGCCCCAGGGUCCCCUCCAGCCUCCUCCUACCUGCCCUUGCUGGCUGCUCUGGCCACACUGGCCUGCUUGCUGCUCCUCGAACGCCUAACGCCUUUCUACUUUUGUCUUUGGCAUUGCUGCUUCCUCUGCCUUGGAACACCCUUCCUGCCCCAGGCAGCCUGAGGCUUGCUCCUUGUUUUCUCUUUUUUUUAGGUUUGCGAACCCUGGUACUGCAUUUUCUUCACAGACCAUGCACUCUGAGGCAUUAUACUCUGCACUUGUGUAUUUGUUUGUGGUCUGCCUCCCUGCAGUAGAGUGGAAACUUCUCAGGGGCGGAGACUUUGUCAGUUUUGUUCACUGCCGUAUUUCCAGCCCCGGGCACAAAGUGCAAGCCCAAUAAACACUUGACAUUCGCAUCCAGGAAUUCCACAGGGAAGUGACACAGCUGUGCUUCGUGCAGGGUCGGCACUCCGAUGAGGUCAUUCUUCCCUAGCUUCGUGUUUUGUGUGGCUUUCAGAGAGCUUUGUUUUCAUGUUCUUCUGCCCAGCCUCUAAGUAAACUCAUAAUUUAGGCUACUUUAAACAUCAACCGAGACCUCUGGAAAAUGGAUAUGUUUAUAGGUCUCUGGACCUCAGGAACGCACGGGCGGUGUUGUAAGGUACAGGUUACCAGCUGUAUCCAGAGAUUUUGUAAUUGCAGGGGAAUGAGGCACGUGGCCCAGCCGCAGGACUGUAGGAAUUAUACACACAUGAGGAUUCCUGGGUUCUCUGCUGCAUUUUGGUAUUAACUUUGCUUGAAGCCAUAGGGACAUUUCUGUAGCAUUUGCAGGGGGACACUUUGCUCUUUCUUUACCAGCACACAGUAGCCUGCCCAGAUUGUACCAGGGAUCAAAGCAAAUCCAGGCACUGAAGGAAACCCGACUGAGCCUAAAUUAGAAUUUUAAUAAAAAUCCCAAGUAAAGGUCUUUUAUCUUUUAUAUUUCUUAUUGGUUUUAGGGAUACCAGUAAUUUCCAUGAUGCCUCACAAUGGAUGAGUCUUGUUUUUCUGGGUGGUGAAAAAGUUUCUACACCAUUAAGAGUCCUGAAAAUCCAAAAAAAGAGUCUUGAAAAUCUAGCCCUAAACUGCAGGGGAGGAACGUAACUGCCUGGCUGGUGUGAGCAGCUCUGGCUUCCUGGGCUGGACGUUCCUGGUGACAGUUGUUCCCAGAGGUGCCGCGGGUGUGCGCAUGUGAGCGUGCCGGCAAGCAGCCCAACGUGAGGGUGUUUUUGACUUGCCGAUUGUUUGGGGAAAUUACAGUUUAGGGCAGGAGUGGUGCACAGAGGUCACCCUCGCCCCCCAUUUCAUUUUGCAGAUGAAGGAAGAGGCCUUGGAGGCGACUUGCCUAGAGUCCCGUAGGAGAGUAGCAGAGGCUAGUAGAGUGGCUCCUAAACCCCAGGCCUCCUGGUUCUCAAUCCAGUGAUGAAGCUCAGUUUUACUGAGCACGUGCUAUGUGCCAGGCACUGCCCUGACUCCCCACAUGCAUUUUUGGCCUUAAUCAUCUAUACUUCCAAAAGGGUAGGACUCUUGUUAUCCUUACUUUGUAGAUGAGAAAACCAAGGCUCCGAGAGACAGAGGACCUAGCCCAGGGUCACUCAGCUAGCAUGUGGUGGGACACCUGGUCUCUCAGCCUCGGAGCUAUGCUCUUUGUUAUGAAAUUGUUGUGUUGAGGCUCUUUUAGCUGCUUCUGCCAGUUCUCAGGGUCAUUUAGUAUAGACUUUGGACCAUUUGAUAAAUGUUGCAUAUCUCUCAGGGGUGGCUCUCCAAGAAAAACAGCGAGAGUGAGAGGUGGAGGAUUGUGAAUGUGUGCGGGGCUGUGCCCUUCUAGGGAGCCCAGAUGAACCUUGUUCAAAGAAAGAAAUGCCAGACUUCUCAGCAGUGUACACACUCUUAUCCAUGCCCCGGCUCUCAGCUAAGAUACCAUGAAUCCUUUCAGCAAACUUACCAAGCCCCUAUGAGGUGGCAGGUGCUGCUGUCCCUGGGGGUGACGAGUGUCCAGCGUGGUGGCUCAGAGUUGGUUCAGAAUGCAUCAUGUGGUGGUUAGGGGGGACCUGGGCAUGACACAGAACUGGGUUCAAAUACUGACCUGAUCGCUCUCUAGCUGUGUGACCCUGGGCAAAUUCCUUGACUCUGAUCUUCAGAUUAUUCAACAGGAAAACCUGCAUGAGAUGCCCCGCCUCCUUCUUGUUGGCAUAGAGAGGAAUAAGGAAGAUAAAGCGGUAGAAAGUGUCUAGCGUAUGGCACAUAGCAAAUGCUCAGUCAAGACACCUGUCUCAGUGACACUUUAAAUAUGUCUUUCCUCUCUGUCCUCUUACUCAUUCAUCACUCCUGAGUUUGAAAGGAGAUUGCAGAGCUGAUGAAGCCCCUUGACCCCUCUUCGUACCCUGUGGAAAUCAGGAAGUAUGAGUAUGACCCCAGUUUUGCAAUUCGUGGACUUCAUUAUGAUGUACAGCGGGCAGUAUUGAUGAAGAUUGAUGCUUUUCAUUACAUCCAGCUGGGAACUGUCUACAGAGGCCUCAGUGUUGUCCCUGAUGAAGAAGUGAUUGACAUGUAUGAGGGGUCCCACGUGCCCUUGGAACAGAUGAGUGACUUUUACGGAAAGAGUUCCCACGGAAACACCAUGAAGCAGUUCAUGGACAUCUUCUCCCUGCCCGAGAUGACCCUCCUGUCCUGUGUGAACGAAUACUUCCUGAAGAACAACAUUGACUAUGAGCCCGUUCACCUGUACAAAGAUGUCAAGGAUUCAAUUCGAGACGUCCACAUCAAAGGAAUUAUGUACAGAGCGAUCGAAGCAGAUAUUGAAAAGUACAUCUGCUACGCUGAGCAGACCCGUGCAGUGUUGGCCAAACUGGCUGAUCAUGGCAAGAAGAUGUUUCUCAUCACCAAUAGCCCCAGUAGCUUUGUGGACAAAGGGAUGAGUUACAUUGUUGGGAAAGACUGGAGGGACCUGUUUGAUGUGGUCAUUGUUCAGGCCGAGAAGCCAAACUUCUUUAAUGAUAAGCGGAGACCUUUCCGAAAGAUGAAUGAGAAAGGUGUCUUACUCUGGGAUAAGAUCCACAAGUUGCAGAAAGGCCAGAUUUACAAGCAGGGUAAUUUAUAUGAGUUUUUGAAGCUUACUGGUUGGAGAGGAUCCAGAGUGUUGUAUUUCGGUGACCAUAUAUACAGCGACCUGGCGGAUUUGACCCUAAAGCACGGCUGGAGGACUGGUGCAAUUAUCCCGGAGCUGAGAUCCGAGCUCAAAAUCAUGAACACGGAGCAGUACAUUCAAACCAUGACCUGGCUGCAGACCUUGACCGGGUUACUGGAGCAGAUGCAGGUUCACAGAGAUGCUGACUCGCAGCUGGUCUUGCAGGAGUGGAAAAAGGAGAGAAAGGAGAUGAGAGAAAUGACCAAAAGUUUCUUCAACGCCCAGUUUGGAAGCUUGUUCCGCACAGACCAGAACCCAACCUACUUCCUGAGGCGCCUGUCGCGCUUCGCCGACAUCUACAUGGCGUCUCUGAGCUGCCUCCUGAACUACGACGUCAACCACACUUUCUACCCCCGGAGGACUCCCCUGCAGCACGAGCUGCCCGCGUGGUCUGACCUGCCCUCCACCUUCGGAGCCCCCCGCCUGCAGGAGGCCCGGGCCAAGUAGCUGAGGCCCCCCCCCACAGGGAAAAAGCCAGAACCAGCGACCCCCCCAGAUUGGGUGGGCAUGACGGCCUUGACUUUGUGUGGGUCUGAGUGUCGCUUUCAGCAAAGAUCCCUUAGGGGGAGUACUGCUCCCGGGUUGCUAAGCCGGGAGCUGGCAGCCCGCCCGUCCGCACCCUCUCCACGCGGGGCUGAGGGCAAGCUUCCUACCGAGCCUCUGAUUCCGCCUGUUUGUUUACCAGGGUCCCGGAACUGACGUCCGUGUUUCUGGGAUAGGAGAGAACACUCACGCCGUCUCUGUAUCCCAGCGGGUCAAGUUUUGAAACGAUUCUUGACUCCUCCGUGGAGCAUGCCCUGAGCGUGCAGGGCCAGUGCAGUGGGAGCCGCGCGGUGCCGCGCACGGAGAAACCGCUCGCAGAAAGCUGGGGACGGAGUGCGCUCCACGCGGCAAAACGCCGCCCCGAGUAGCAGACACGAUCCCCGAAUGGCAGCCGGUGCCCAAGCCAGUGGGUACUAAGGCUCUGGCUCCUUCCAGGGAGGCUGAGUUGACUUUGGUGCAUUGCAUCAAGGAUAUCUCGGCCUCCCUGGAAGGACUUACAUGAGAGAGAACAAGAGAAGCUGCAACCCCUCGGCCUUUUCACCUUCAGUGCGUGCUUCCUGCGUCCUGCCCGCGUUGGGGAAGGACACAAGGUGUAAAAAGCAAUGGGGCGGGUUCAUGCUUUUCCCCAGGGAAGGAGGGUGAGGAGGUACGAGCUCUGGUUAAAAAUCGCCUUCCUCUAGCUGAACAGUCUUCGGUAGGAUAAGGCUGCAAGAAACCAGUGGGUUGGAAGAGGCAGAGCAUCUGUGGUGGGUCUCCAAGGAGCAUAUUAAACCCAGAAACGCCACCGGAGUGUUGGUUUAAUGUGCUCGCUGGAGGAAAGAAAAUGAAACAGGAUAAAGCGUCCUCGUGAUGAAAUGCCCACGGUGCCACCCACUAGGUUGAAUUGGAAUCUUGUUAAAACAUGAGCGUUACCGGAACCGGCCUUUGUCUGGAGAGAAAUAAACAAGAUGCCUGCUCCUCUCUGAAUUCCCAACUGCGGUGAUCAUUUCCGGGUCUGGGAGGAGGGAGGUGGCCUUUGCAGCUCAGCCGUGGCUCCAACUCUCUCCUCCCCCUAGAUUUCUUUCCUGCCACGCUUUCCUGGCUGUUCGGGAGCUUGGGUGGUUUUCUUUAGGUGUCUAAGGUGGGAGAGGCUGAAGGACAUUGAAGCAAGCUAAGAAAGAGCUAGAAGUAACCCAGCUAACUGAGCUUUUCUCGUUUCUUUCUAAGGGCAGGGCAAGUGGCACAUAUAUAGUUUUUUUUGCAGGGGGAGGGAAGAAACCUUUGUUAUGUCUGCAUUUGCAAUAUCUUUCAAUAUAAAGUGCAUAUUUACUGUACUUUCUGAGUGCUAUGGGAAUGUCUGCUGUUAUUAGUUAUGGUGCUGCUAAUAAUAUUUUAAGUUGCAUAUGCUGCAUAGAUACUUCUGUUCAGAUUAGCCUAAUCUAGUACUGCUAAAACUCAUUUUAAGCUGUUGUGGUAAUGUGGCAUAUAUUCUUAAAUCUAAAGAAUGGCAGGAACAUGAGGGGGCUUGGGGAGAGUGCUUGCUUGCUCUCGCAUUUUUAUUGUAGUGAACGUAUCAUGACCAGCGACUGAUGAAAUGCUGGCUUGGCAUUGCAUAGGCUAUUUCUGCCACAUUGCAGAAAUUAAGUGAGUUAUAUAGCAUCCUUUGUAAUGCUGCUUAUUAUAAUGGGAUUUUACUUGUGAUGUUUUGCCAUGUUUAACUAUAAUGGUGAAGGUGACCCUUUAGACCUAACGAGACUCCUUUUUUUCUUUCUUCUACAUUUUUCUAUAAGCACAGUAGGGCACAGUAAUCUGUUCCUGUUUAGGAAUGGGGUAGGCAUUCUCUUUAUUGUUUGCUCCUAGGCAAUGUCACCUUCAGGGUGAUCAGAGGCUGGCAUUCAGAGGGUGCAGGUGAUGCCCAGUUUCGGGUCCUAAAAGGAUGCACUGGUGCUCUUGGCUUAGAGUGUCUGCUUUGGGGAAGCGGAGUGAGGAGGCAGGUUAUUGUUUAAAAAAAAUUCUUGGUUUUUAUCUAAUCAGAUAUUGGCUGUUUACUAGGUGCUAGUAACAGGGUGUUUUGUUUACUCAAGAAUGAAGUAGAACUACUUUUAAAACCUGCUUUCCUGACUAUUUAGGUUAGGUGACGCAAGCCUUGGAGGAGAAAUACCUUUUCUGGGUAUGAAUGAUGAAUUUUACAAUUAUUCCCAUUGAUGAGGGUUUUGGUCUCUGGGCUGUUGAGCUUGGCAGUUUUGAGGCCUGCCGUGUGGCAGCAGCCUGGUAUCUGUCACACCAGAGCCCACCGACCGUGUACCUCGAGGGCCGUGAACCCAGGUCGUGGGGGUGACAUGGCACAGCCAUCUCCACGGGAAGGACACAGGCAUUUCCGCACUUCGUUAUUCAUGCUUGUCCCUGCUCAGUCGAGGUAGAUUUUAACUUGUCGCUGUCGUGGCUCUCAGCUGGGACCUGGCACCCUGCACUGGGCGUUUCGUUCUCUCCAGUUCUCUUGUGUGCACGUUGAUGAAAGCAUAUUGGUACUAGGGAAGUGGAUCUGUUUUUCUAUCAUUUAAAAAAAAUCAGUUUAUAAAGCAAUCAAAAUAACUUUAGUUUGAACAUUUAAAAAAUUACUGUGUUUUUUUUUUUUUUUAAACAUUGCUUAGACUGAUUUUCUAAGAAUUAUGUGAACACAAAAUCAUAGUUCGGGGCAGUCCAUGCCAGCUGUGACAGUCCAGCGAGACUCACGAUACCCAUAGCAGGUCCCAUUGGAAGGGACUUGCACAAGUGAUUUUACCUGGUUUUUAAAAUAUUUUAGGGGUUUGGCUUAGAGCUCACACUUUUCCUCCUAACAUAUCCCCUCUCUUUUUAGUUUUUAAAAACUUUUCAUCUUUAGCUCCAUUUUCUGCUGUCACCAUUGAUAUCAUGUAACAUAAACCACCUGCUACUGAUUUGGGCAUGUCUCAGAUGAAAUCACUAGUUGCUUUGAAUGCACUGGGCCUCUUAAUUAUUGGAAAGGAGAAAUGAAAAGUAGUCUUGCCUCCUAGCUAAUUUAGCUUCAGGCAUCGAAAUGGCUUUUCCUCUCUCUUCCUCUCAAAAGGCCUUUUAUGCAGAAGUGGGUGUGCUCAAUAUUGGAAUUCCACUUUUCCAAAUGCUUCUUUUCUGCCAAACACCCACUUGAGGCCCUUGUCUAGAAUGCUCUGGGGCUAAAUUUGGCCAGAGGCAGGAUUCCUUGAUUACUCUGUUCAACUAAUAGCCUGUUUUGCCUUCUUAAUAUUGAUUUCCUUUUGUACCAGUUUGUUUAUUUAUUUUUUGCCUUAGCAUUUUGGAGUUUGGCUCAAAGUUCAGCUCACCUUUGACGCUACCAGUGAGUGGGUGAAGGGAAGGGAAGGGAGUGAAUUUCUUCUGAUGCAGGAUCGGCAAACUUUUCCUGUAAAAGGGCCAGAUAGGAAAUGUUUUUGGCUUUGCCACUACUCAAGGAACGGGCACAGCUGUGUUCUAUUACAACCCGAUUUACCAUAAUAGGCCCUCAGGCUGUGGCUUGCUGGCCCCUGUUCUAAUGGAUCGCGUUGGUGGCAAUGGCAAGAUUCCCUUGCAGAGAGCGUGCUGGUGACUAACCGCAUACGUGGAUUGCAGGUAGGAGAAAGAAGCUCCGAGUAAGUGUGCCGUGUUCCCUCUGAGCUGCUUUCUGGGCAUAUUUACGUGUAUGGCCAGUGUGGGUACUCGAGCUGCAGGCUUGAGUGCUAAUUGAAUAUACCUCUCAUUGCACUGCAUUUUUUUUGUAAGUGUGUUAGUAUUGGGUGCUGGGCUCGGCUGCCCAGAUGACCCUUGGGACUGAAGGACUUAUUCCCUGACUGCUGGGGGUGCUGCUGGCUGGCCUUUCACUGCUGUUACCUCUUUGGGAGUUUCUCCUGCUGAAGACCCCUGCCUGCCUGGGUCCCUCCCCCCACCCUCCCUUCUGGUAAUCUUUGACUGCUUCAUGUGGAGGUACAAAGGCCUAGUCUCCCCACUUGAACUCUGGAGAACCCUGUGGGGCCAUCCCAGCUCCAGAGCUCCCCUGGGGUCAGUGAGGCCUCACUGUGGCUGCAUUGCAGCCCAGCACCCCCUGCCUGGCCUGGCCCGCCCACAGCACUCCCGGUAAACUUCCCUGCAUGCCAGUCUCUGUCUCGGCGUCUGCUUUCGGGGAACCCGACGUGUGACAGUGCUUCUGUACUUUUCUAGUCCUGCAGGCUCGAACCCUGACUUAGAAGACUGUUUUCUAAUUGUUUAAUGGAAUGACAAAUUACGCCUGUAUGAUAUCAGGCAUAAUACGUGCAAAUUAGGUAGACUUAAGUAUUUAUUCUCAUGUGAAUUUGCUAUUUAUUCUAAAUGUUGAUUUUAUGUGUUCUGUGCUAUUGAACUUAUUGCCAAAUAAAAGUUGGAAUUGUA